UAUGAUUGGCUAGGGCUGGGAACACUUUGUGACGUCACAGGAAAGCGCCGAACUAUAGUUAUGUAGGUUUGAUGUGGCUUUAACGGGCUGAUGACAAAGUGGGUUCUUAGUCCGAUUAGACGGCUACCUCUCAGAUGGAUGCCAUCAACAUUCUACACCAAAGAGCCCUAAAUCUUAGGCGGCGGAUGAGAGAAAUUGAAGAUGGUCGCGCUGCACAGGAGCGAUUAAUGAGGUUGCAGAAGGAAGGAGACACACUCAGUUACCAAGGGAACUCAGAAGAAGUGGGUUGCUAUGUUGCAGGCCAUCCUUUAUCAAAGAGAAACUGCUACUUUGAGGUGACCAUCGUGGACACAGGGGUGAGGGGAACCAUUGCUGUGGGCCUGGUGCCUAAAUUCUACAGGCUGGACCACCAGCCUGGCUGGCUGCCAUACUCUGUAGCUUACCACGCUGACAACGGCAAGUUAUAUAAUGGCAACCCUGUGGGGCAGCAGUUUGGACCAAAGUGUGCUCGGGGAGACCGUGUUGGCUGUGGAAUACUUUCAGAAAAUACCGAGGCAGGCUCUACCACAGUUUUUUUCACCAAAAAUGGCCAAGAGGUGGGUUCAGUGGAGGUCCCUGUGCUGGCAGAAGGGCUUUUUCCUGCUGUAGGGAUGCACUCCAUGGGGGAGGAGGUGAAGGUUGACCUGCAUGCAGAGUGGUUCCUGGAGGAGGAUGAUAGCAUGAUGAUGGUUGACAGCCAUGAAGAUGACUGGGGACGGCUUUACGAUGUCACAGUGAGCGGCACGCUCUUGGAGUACAUUGGCAAAGGAAAGAGCAUCAUGGACGUGGGUUUGGCUCAGGCCCGCCAGCCACUGACCACCCGCUGUCACUAUUAUGAAGUGGAGAUCGUUGAUGCUGGCGAGAAGUGCUAUAUUGCGCUUGGUUUGGCAAGAAGGGACUACCCAAGCAACAGACAUCCAGGGUGGAGCCGAGGAUCAGUUGCCUAUCAUGCAGAUGAUGGGAAGAUCUUUCACGGCAGCGGGGUCGGUGACGCUUUUGGUCCUCGCUGCUUCAAAGGCGACAUCAUGGGCUGCGGCAUCAUGUUCCCACGAGACUACAUCCUGGACAGAGAAGGUGACAUCGAUGACCGUGAUCAGCCCCCGGUCCAUCCAGGUCACGCAGGCAUCCAGAACCUUCUGUACCUUACUGAAGAAGAAAAGGGGGAGGAGGAGGAGGAAGAGGUGGAAGACGAGGAAGAUGAAGAUGGGGAAGAGGUAGAGCAGGGUCAGGAAGGAAGGAAGGUCACGGUGUUCUUCACCAGGAAUGGGAAGCUGAUGGGUCGCAGAGAGAUGGUGGUCCCUCCAGGAGGCCUCUACCCCACUGUGGGGAUGCUGAGCAGUGGAGAGAAGGUGAAGGUGGAUCUGCAUCCCCUCAGUGGGUGAGGGUUUGGACCGGUGCUGUGACGCCCCUGCAAACAGCUGGCUGCGCUGUAGAGCCAAUCCACGGUAGCCUAGCAUGCUGCUAACAUUCACCAGAACACACUGGGUUCGGCUGCACACACACACAGACACACAGACACACACACA
This is a messenger RNA of Cynoglossus semilaevis (tongue sole), 1565 nucleotides long. RefSeq names its product SPRY domain containing 3 (gene spryd3). The coding region runs from base 135 to 1421 and encodes 428 amino acids. Gene Ontology annotation, molecular function: protein binding. Lineage: Eukaryota; Metazoa; Chordata; Actinopteri; Pleuronectiformes; Cynoglossidae. The record is from RefSeq and is a predicted model, not a curated record. The transcript has 11 exons.